AUGAGUAAUUUGUUGGCAACACUGGGAAUGUUAUCGGAAAUGCCUCUAACGAUGAUUAGGUGUCGGCGCAGGUUUACGGGCGGCCGGCGUCUGGACGGCCAGACUGUGGUCAUCACUGGCGGCAGUGCAGGCAUUGGCAAAGAGGCCGCGUAUCAACUCUCGCUGCGGGCACCGAAGAAAAUAAUAAUCGGUUCGCGAAACGCGGAAAACAACGAACGGGCGGUACGGGAGCUGAUGGGCCGAAAUCCGUCGGCCAACAUAACUGCCCUCCGACUGGACUUAUCGUCUCUUCAGUCCGUCCGUGAGUUCGCUAAAGAGAUCGCCGGCACUGAGUCCAGAGUCGAUGUACUCAUUAACAACGCCGGCGUACCUGUGGUUACGGGACCGCCGGUUGAGACUGUCGACGGUUACGAACAGCAAUUGGCGGCCAACUAUUUAGGUAAUUAA
Medioppia subpectinata is the source of this 447-nucleotide messenger RNA. NCBI's taxonomy places the organism in Eukaryota, Metazoa, Arthropoda, Arachnida, Sarcoptiformes, Oppiidae. The record is from the annotation of a GenBank genome assembly.